Molecule: messenger RNA, 935 nt
Organism: Dryobates pubescens (Downy woodpecker)
Lineage: Eukaryota; Metazoa; Chordata; Aves; Piciformes; Picidae
Product: HLA class II histocompatibility antigen, DM beta chain
Exons: 5
Coding region: 45-935 (296 amino acids)
Biological process (GO): antigen processing and presentation of exogenous peptide antigen via MHC class II; immunoglobulin production involved in immunoglobulin-mediated immune response; positive regulation of T cell activation
Cellular component (GO): MHC class II protein complex; membrane
Molecular function (GO): MHC class II protein complex binding
Source: RefSeq, a predicted model, not a curated record
GUUCAGGGGGCGGCUGGACGCCCCCGGUUAGAUCCCUCCGCAUCAUGCUGGUGAUACUGGGACUGGCCCUGGGCGUCCAGGGGGCAGGAGCCUUCGUGCUGCAGCUGUCCAGCUCCUGCCCGCUGGCCUCCAACGGCUCCGCGCUGGCCUUCGGCCUCAGCCUCCUCUUCAACAGGGGUCCCCUGGUCUGCUACGCCCCUGCCGCUCGCAGCUUCGAGCCCUGCGCCCCGGGACCGCUGCAGGAGCUGGCGGCGCAGGUGGCCUCGGUGCUGAACGGCGACGCCGCCUGUAGACAGCGAGCCGAGAGCCGGCACCGGGCGUGCGGGCAGCUGGGGGCUCGGUUCUGGGGGUCCACGGCCCUGCGCAGGGUCCCUGCUGUCCCCUCCUUGUCACCAGUGCCACCCCAUGCCAGGGUCGUCCCCUUGACGCCCGCCAGGGCAGGGGGCCCUGUCCUGCUCCGCUGCCACGUGUGGGGCUUCUACCCCCCCGAGGUGACCAUCGCCUGGCUGCGCAACGGGGACCUGGUGGCACCCGGGGGCAGCGACCCCCUGCCCCCCGCCACCCCCAACGGGGACUGGACCUACCAGACCCAGGCGAUCCUGGAGGUGAUCCCGGAGCCUGGGGACACCUUCACCUGCGCCGUCCAGCACUCCAGCCUGGACCGGCCCCUCCUGCAGGACUGGGGGCUUGGCUUGUCCUCAGGGCUGAAGCUGAAGGUGGUGGCAGCCACCCUGCUGAUGGCGCUGGGGCUGAGCUGCUUCGUGGCUGGGGCCGUGCGGUACUGCGCAAGGCCAGCGGCACCUGGUUACACUCCGCUCCCUGGUGACACCUACCCUGCAGGUAACCUCCUGUCCCUUGUCUCCUGUCCCCAUGUCCCCAAGGGACAUCUCACCCCUUAUGCCACCCACUGUCUCCCCGCUCCAGGCAGCAUCUGA